Ectocarpus siliculosus is the source of this 3913-nucleotide messenger RNA. The record is from the annotation of a GenBank genome assembly. Lineage: Eukaryota; Phaeophyceae; Ectocarpales; Ectocarpaceae.
AUGUCGUCUGGCCGAAAAGACAAGCGGUGGCUCAAGUCGGUAGCCGACCCUGACUUAGUGAGCUUCUUCGAAGACUCUCAGUUCGAUGCCGGAGAGUACGCCAAGGGCUUCUUCGAGCAACGCGAGGCUAGUCACGCGGCACACAGGGUGGAAAAGCUGGAAGGACUCAAGCGCCAGACAGAGUCGGCUUUGAGGGCCGAAGUUGUCCGCAACUACCAGGCGUUCAUGCACGCCACGGAGGAGAUCCGCAGCAUGGAAGCCGGCCUCCAGACGCUGAAAGACCUCCUGGGAUCUACCGCCGUAACCUUGCAGUCGUUUCGAGGUGUUCACCUGGUUGAAACCGUUAAACCGGCGGAAAAAACGCCGGCGGCACGAUCGAACUCCCGUGCGGUGGCGGCGGCGGCGGCGGCCAGCCCAGAGGAGGACGAUGAAGACGGAGACGGACCUUCGACGUCAAGAGGACUCAAGCUGCCGGAGUGGCUGGAUCAAGCACCGAUAGAGUUGGAGGAGCUGCUGCUGGAGCGAAAACACCAGGAAGCGGCCACCUUGAUCCGGAGGGUCCGAGAUUUCUCAGCGAACCUUCAGAACGCGACCAACUUGGGGCGUGGGGUGGAGAGAAUCUUCCAGAAGGUCGAGACGAUGGCUGCGGGGAUGGCGGAGCGCCUGCUGGCCGAGAUUUCGGCGGCGAACACGCUGACGGUGUGGGGGUUCCGUGAGCACAAGAGCAACUUCGCCCUCCUCAUCUCCCUGGGCGAGAGCGAGAAGGCGGCCAUCUUCUUCGUCGGGGAGAGAAGCGCCAUGAUCAGGCGUUCCCUCAGGCUGGUGGAGGUUACCGCGGACCCCCUCUCUUACGUGGGGGUCCUAUCGGAGACGUUCUUCGGACAGGUGUUGGACGCGGUGUCGGCGUUCCUGAAACUGUUCUGCAAGUCCGCGAGGAUCCACGAGCGAAGAUCCAUCAAGACCGGAAAGUCUACCGCCUACUACCAGGUGUAUCAAGGGGUUAAGGACUGCGGGACGGCUCCCUUCUGCAGGCUGGUGGUGUGGGUCAACCAGCAGAUCGACCAAUACGCGGUGCUCAUGGGAAGGCAGAUCAGGGCGAUCACGAUGGGUCCUCAGAGAAUCACGCGGGAGCAAUCGAGCAAGAAAAGCGGGGCGGCGGCUUCCAGCGGCGAAGACGCGGGGUUCAGACUGGGGCCGGUGGCGUCCAGCUUAUUCAGCAUUGUGUCGCUGAUGCUGGAGGAAGGCUUUGCGGCAGCAGCGGCCCUCAAUACCAUGGGCUUCCCGGUGGGGGUGCAGCUAGCCUCGAGGCUCGUGCCUGACGUCACGCACUUCCUGGCCUCCUACAUCGACAGCGUCAAAGACAACCUGGUGGAUGCUAUUCGAAAGGACCCCUUCGUGGGCGUUUCUUGCCCGCUGGUUCGGCCGGAGGCUCUUUGCGUCGGCACGCAAGAGGAGGAAGACCAACAGGCGAAGCGGGCUCAGCUGACCUCAAGCGCGAGGAUUCUUGUCCUCGAGCUGCGGGACAUCUUGGACUACGCGCUGGUGUUGCUGGAACCGCCGCCGCCCGAGCCGGAGGCGUUUUCGGCCGAGGAUGCGGGGGUGUCAUCCCCUGGUUCCGUCGAAGAGGAACCUCCCGAGGCGGCUUCGUACUACACUCGAGACGAGUUCCUCGAGCUGGAGCCUGUGAUCGUCACCAGCCUCGACAAGCUCUUGCGAACGUACCUCAAGGAAACGCUCGCUUGCAUGAGGGCCAGGAGGGACGAGCUCUCCUCGAACCAGAGCGUGGCGGUGGUGAACAACCUGGCGGAGAUCGGGGGGAGCUACGUGCCCCUUCUGGCGGCGUGGUGCGCGCAGCUUCUUCCUGAGAUCGCGAACGAGGAAGAGGUCUCCAACCUCCGAGACCUGAGGUCAGAGUUCCAGCGGUCCGCCCAGAACCCCCUACGAGCGAGGGAAAUUGCCUCCUCCAGCGGGGGAUCAUCUUCCACGGCUGGCCGGCUACCCUCCGCAGCAACCGGCACCCUGGUCGCGGCCGCGGCCGCCGCGCAGGCUACUACCACCGCUUCUUCUGCUGGCGCCGGUAGCAGGUCGAGGAGAUCAUCUUCGUCCGGGGGGGGGGCGAGCGGGACGCCUCCGAUUGGCGGGGCUGGGGUCCCGUCGUCUUCGUCAUCGUCAUCGCAGAGGAGAGCAUCCGGGGGGGGUGCGUCGGACGGGAUCGUCAAGGCCCCCUCCGGUAGCGCUGCGCCUUCCGGCCGUCCGAGCGGCGGAGGGUCUGAGAGGAGGAGCAGCGGAGGCGGUGGGUCUGAGAGGAGGAGCAGCGGAGGCGGUGGGUCUGAGCGGAGAAGCAGCGGUGACGGCAGCGGUAGUAGGGCCUCGGCGGCAACGGCGUCCUCUUCCUCGGGUGGUGGCGGUGGCGCCAGGAGCGGCUCGCUCCCUCAUGGGGAUGCGUCUCGCGACAAGAUUCCUUCGCUGAAGCAGUCUCUCACCAACCGCGCUUCCUUCUCAAAGCCCUCCGGCGGUGCCUCGACGGCUGUUCCUGUCACCACCGGGCGAAUCUCGGUGACCUCCACAUCGUCUUCGGCGACGGCUUCCAGCAGCGCAACCCCCGUGUCCGCCUCCGCGCUCGCCGACGCCGCCGCGGCUCGAGCGGCCCAAGCCGCAGCCGCGGCGAGCGCCGCCAGCUCCGGCAACUUCCGGUCCUCGUACGUGUCGGGCAACAGCAGCGGCGCCGGGGGCGGGAGCGCCGGGGGCGGCGCCGGGGGCAGCCGAGGGGGUGACGCGGGGGGGGCGAUGUCGGGGGGGGGUUCCCAGCGGAGGCCCACCCUCACCCUCAAGGCGGCCAGGGAGGCGGCGCAAGCGAAGGCCAAGGCCGCCGCGGAGGCAAAAGCGGCACGCGGCGGAAAAUAAUAGUACAGCACCCAUUUUGCGACAACGCCGUUGGUUUGUUCCUGUUGUACAGUCGUGGCGCCGAUAAAUGCGGCCACCUUAUGAGAGGGGGCUCCGAUAUAUGAGGGUCAAAAUCUGUUGUCACGGACUCAGCCCACCAUAGCAUAGUUGGGUACCCUCUUCGUCCUGUAUCAAAGAGGGGAGUUCAAUUUAAGAGGGUCGAGGGCCUUUGUCAUACGACCCUCUUACAUCGGAAACACGAGUGUAUUUAAAUAGUACAACGCUCCAGUCUCUGUUUUCGGUAUCGUCCCGGCUGGCGUAAAGACGUAGAAUCAUCGUUGAGUGCAACCAUGUGGGUGGUCUUGUUGUUGUUGACUCUGUCGUUGUUGUUUUACAUUCGAAACCGGUCUCUUUCGCUAGUACCUUCUAGCAUCCACGCCGGUUGAAAGUUAUUGUCGUUGUGUUCAGAUUAGGAACCGUUUCGUUCUUUCGCUCAGCACCUUUAAGCAUCCGUACCGGUCCAACUGACCUAGAAUACUCGGGAAGGUGUUGACGUGGCGUAGAAUGCUCGUUGGUGAGCGUGUAUGGCGAGUAAAAUGCCCACUAACAUGUGGUAAGCAUUUGCUCUUGCGGUAGUAUUCAUACCGUUGUGUUUGGACGUUACUUUUUUUUUCUAUUUCGAUAUCCGAUAAACGAGAGGACUGUACAAACAGAGCGUCUACAUCCGGGUGUUGUCUGGUUGUGUAGUCCUUGUGUCGUGUGAGAGCUUGCCCGUAGAUGACAGAAGACGUCACACCCCCUGGACCGAUUUUCAAAGCCCGCUUACUCUACAGGAGAGGAGAGUGGCGGCGCCGAAUGGCGGCGUUGGAACAAUCUAUCUCUCCGGACGCUUUCCGAUAACGCAUCGUUCGAUUUGACGUACGUCCUCUUUGUGUUGCGUUAUCAGGCUUUGAAAACCGGUCCAAGGGAAAAACCGGUCUAGGGUGGACGGUAUCUUCCGUACGCAACCUACGGUAGGCGUAACGGGUGG